Canis lupus familiaris (dog) is the source of this 495-nucleotide messenger RNA. Its product is annotated as complement factor H-related protein 2-like. NCBI's taxonomy places the organism in Eukaryota, Metazoa, Chordata, Mammalia, Carnivora, Canidae. The transcript has 3 exons. The record is from RefSeq and is a predicted model, not a curated record.
AUGCCGUUCCUGGAUUUCCAGUCUGCCACCUGCCCUGCAGAUUUCAGACUUGCCAGCCUCACAAUCAUAAAAUGUGGGCCCCCUCUGUUGAUUGCCAAAGGAGACAUUACCUCAUUCCCAUUAUCAGUAUAUGCUCCAGGAUCAUAAGUCGAGUACCAAUGCUAGGCCUUGUAUGUACUUUGGGGAAACAGAAAUAUAGUAUGCAGUAAUGGACAGUGGUCAGAAUCACUGAAAUGCUUAGAGGGAUGUGUGAUAUCAGAAGAAAUCAUGGAAAAACAUAACAUACAUUUACGAUGGAUCCAUGAGAAAAAAUUUUAUUCUAAAACCGGGGAUACUAUUGAAUUUAUAUGUAAACAUGGAUAUUGUAGAAAGACAUCAUUGCAAACAUUUCGAGUAAACUCUCAGGAAAGGAAACUGACAUAUCCCAUUAGUAUAUGAUGCAAUGGUUAAAAUGCAGUCCUAAAAUUAAAAUAUGCACAUUUAUUCCAAAGUUUU